Molecule: messenger RNA, 2192 nt
Organism: Abrus precatorius (Indian licorice)
Lineage: Eukaryota; Viridiplantae; Streptophyta; Magnoliopsida; Fabales; Fabaceae
Product: kinesin-like protein KIN-13B
Exons: 12
Coding region: 39-2087 (682 amino acids)
Biological process (GO): microtubule-based movement
Molecular function (GO): ATP binding; microtubule motor activity; microtubule binding
Source: RefSeq, a predicted model, not a curated record
UUCUGCUGAGCUCGUUGGUUUCUCUUCUCCGAUCAACAAUGAACAGGCAUGGGCAGAGAUCUGGUGCGACGGGGGUGUACCAUCAUCGCCAAUACUCCGAUCACUUUCUCGAUGCCUCCUCCAAGUGGCUUCACUCCUCCUCCAAUCUCGAUCCUCCUCUUCAGGACUAUAAUUUGUACGGUGGAGGAGGUAGAAUGUAUAGGAAUACGCAGAGGAGCUUCAGUGCGUAUUGCAUGGAUCCAUCCACGCCUCCUCGCAGCUACACCACCGUUAAGAGAAGCGGUGACAGAGAUGAUUCACCGCAUGAUUUUAGCCCUGGCCUCUUGGAUCUCCAUUCAUUUGAUACGGAGCUUCUUCCUCAGAUGUCGUCCUCUAAUGUUUACGAUGCCACCCUCAGUCAACUUAACCGUGGUAGAAGAAGCUUGGAUGAUCCUGAACCUUACAUUUUUGGCAAACAAAAUGCCAAAGUUCGUGCUCCUGAAAACAUUGUCUCCAAUAAUCUUUCUGCAGAUAAUGUGAAAUCUAGCAAUGUGGCAAAGAUUAAAGUUGUGGUUCGCAAGAGACCGCUUAAUAAGAAGGAGAUAGCAAAGCACGAGGAAGAUAUUAUAGACACAGUUUCGAAUUCUUUAACAGUGCAUGAAACUAAACUUAAGGUUGACCUAACUCAAUAUGUAGAGAAGCACGAAUUUGUUUUUGAUGCUGUCUUGAAUGAAGAGGUUACGAAUGAUGAGGUGUAUUGUGAAACAGUGGAGCCCAUAGUUCCAAUAAUCUUUCAACGCACGAAGGCAACUUGCUUUGCAUAUGGUCAAACAGGAAGUGGAAAAACUUACACAAUGAAGCCACUGCCUCUUAAAGCAUCAAGGGACAUCUUGAGAUUGAUGCAUCAUACUUACAGGAACCAGGGAUUUCAGUUGUUCGUAAGUUUCUUUGAGAUUUAUGGUGGGAAGCUUUUUGAUCUCCUUAAUGAUCGAAAAAAACUAUGCAUGAGGGAGGAUGGUAAGCAGCAAGUUUGCAUUGUUGGCUUGCAAGAGCACCGAGUAUCGGAUGUAGAGACCAUCAAGGAACUGAUUGAGCAAGGAAAUGCCACAAGAAGUACUGGCACCACAGGUGCGAAUGAGGAAUCUUCACGGUCACAUGCAAUACUUCAGCUUGCUAUCAAGAGAUCAGUUGAGGGCAAUGGAUCCAAGCCCCCUCGUGUUAUUGGAAAGCUCUCUUUCAUAGAUCUCGCUGGAAGUGAACGUGGAGCAGAUACCACGGAUAAUGACAAACAGACAAGAAUAGAAGGUGCUGAGAUCAAUAAGAGCUUGCUUGCCCUGAAGGAAUGCAUAAGAGCUCUAGAUAAUGAUCAAGGACACAUCCCAUUCCGAGGCAGUAAAUUGACAGAAGUUCUCAGGGAUUCAUUUGUUGGUGAUUCCCGCACUGUUAUGAUAUCAUGCAUUUCACCAAGUUCCGGUUCAUGUGAGCAUACACUGAAUACCUUAAGAUAUGCUGACAGGGUAAAAAGCUUAUCAAAAGGGAACAAUUCUAAGAAGGAUGCUUUAUCUUCAAAUUUCAACCUUAAAGAAUCAACUACCGUUCCUUUAUCUUGUGUUAAUACGUAUACCUAUGAGGAUUCCGCAGCUGAUACAUGGCCUGAGGAAAAUGACGGGGAUGAAUUUAGUCCUCCUGAAGAUUACUUUGAACAGGUAAAACCAUCAUGGAAGAAAAAUGGAAAGAUAGAGUCAUCUGGUGCAACAGAUGACAAAUUGAAGAAAUCCAGUGUUCAGAUCAAAUGGAAGGACAUUCCAAAGGUUGAACCUAAAACAGUACAUUCUGAUGAUGAUUUGAAUGCUCUCUUACAGGAAGAAGAAGAUCUUGUAAAUGCUCACCGGAGGCAAAUAGAGGAGACCAUGAAUAUUGUUAGAGAGGAAAUGAACCUCUUGGUUGAAGUAGAUAAGCCAGGCAAUCAGCUGGAUGAUUAUAUAGCAAGACUAAAUGUCAUUCUAUCUCAGAAGGCUGCUGGGAUCAUGCAGUUACAAACCCGUUUAGCUCAUUUCCAGAAACGUUUAAAGGAGCAUAACGUUUUGGCUUCAUCUACUGGUUACUAAUUUAAAUGAGACUCCUGAGGUUUUAGAAUGGAUGGAGUCGAGUGAUUCAUAAUGGAAUAGUUUGGAAGACAAUGGAGUGAGAAGGUUAAAAAAUUACUUAAGUUG